This is a messenger RNA of Sardina pilchardus (European sardine), 1938 nucleotides long. RefSeq names its product spindlin b (gene spinb). Bases 404 to 1102 code for a protein of 232 amino acids. Lineage: Eukaryota; Metazoa; Chordata; Actinopteri; Clupeiformes; Clupeidae. The transcript is spliced from 7 exons. The record is from RefSeq and is a predicted model, not a curated record. Gene Ontology annotation, biological process: gamete generation.
CUUUUUGUGGCGCGUGCGCACAAGCGUCUCCUCAGCCAUCACUAGUUAGACUAGCUAGGUGGCUAACAAACUACUAACUAGCUAUCGGUUGUAGUUUCUCAGGAUUGUGAUAUUUUCCACUGCUUCUUCGUAAUCCACGGGAAGGGUUGUCGUUUUGGCAAGCCUCGCUUAAAGCAUAGCCUUCCGAACGAGUAACAGUCUGCUAUUCCUCACGCAACAAGAUCAGCAGACAAAGUAGGACCAGUCAGACAAGAGACUUCUGCAGCUAUUUGUCCAUGUUAUCAUUCGAUACAAGCAGAGAUUUUUUAGCACCUCCGAAAUCACAACAACAGUGUGGGUCGAGGAGAACUAACUUGGAUCCCUCGGUGAUGUUGACAAAUGUCAUGGUCUAACCCCAAGAAGUAUGAAGCGCAAGAACUCUUUCAAGGAACAUGAGGGCCCCUCGCGGCCUGGUGCGGUUGUUGACCCCCUGAAGAGCUUGGUUGGCUGUCAAAUCCAACAUGGCUGGAGAGAUGCCCCGGGGAAAAUCUCCCGCUGGAAAGGCAUUGUGCUGGACCAGGUCACCAUCACUCCCUCCCUCUACCUGGUCAAGUAUGAGAACGUGGACUGUGUCUAUGGCAUCGAGCUGCUGAAAGAUGGCCGAGUGCAGAAGCUGGAGAUCGUUUCAAAUCGCAUUGACUCUUACCAUGCGAUUGACAACAAGCAGGCAAGGUCCAUGCUAGGCCGGGCUGUGCAGCACAAGUUUGAGAGUGAAGAUGGCUCCAAGGAUGAGUGGAGGGGGAUGGUGCUUGCCCGAGCUCCUAUCAUGACCCCCUGGUUCUUCAUCACCUAUGAGAAGGACCCUGUUCUAUAUAUGUACCAGCUUUUUGAUGACCUCAAAUCAGGGGACCUCCGGUUUAUUCCAGAGGAGUCGUCCCAAGAGGAGCCCGAGCCAGGCGAGGUGGUGGACAGCCUAGUGGGCAAACAUGUGGAGUACAGUCGGGAGGAUGGGGGCAAGCGGAUCGGCCUGGUCAUCCAGCAGGUGGAGUCCAAGCCCUCUGUGUACUUCAUCAAGUUUGAGGAUGACUUCCACAUCUACGUCUAUGACCUUAUUAAGGCUUAGGCAAAACACUGCCUUUUCCUUUUAACAAAAGAAAGUUUUGUAUCCUAUCACUAACCAUGUAUGAUUUUCCCCUUCCACUAAAUUUUUUUGCUGCCUUUGUGGACUGAUAAUCUGUGAUUAUAACUUUGCCAGCAUUAGCCACAUUUGUCAAGUGGAUUAUUAAUCAGUCCAUCUGAUCAUCCUAAUUUCGGGCCACUCCUGUCAGAACACUGGAUGCUGAUUGAACUCUCAAGUUGUGGACCUCUCUUAUUACCUCAUCUUUAGACAUGGCGUGUAGUCGUAUAACCUGCUUCUCUGGGUUUGGGAAAAUUUCAGAACUGAGUGUUUUUCUUCUUGUCUUUUUGUUCAUAUUUUAUUGUUUUGUGUACCAAAGUGAGUAUUUGCAUUACAUGAAUAAUCUCUAUCAGUAAAUCGCCAAUGAUGCAUCUACAUCAAAAUGCGGAACACAGCAGUUUCACUUAUAUGGGUUGUAUCAAUCAGUUUUGCAGUGUUUUCAGUAGCUUAUGCCUACUUUGCUUCACCAGUCACACCUGUUUUUAUUAUUUGAAAAUGAUAUCUUUAUUGUUAGCUUUAUCUUAAAGGGACACUUCACCGAUUAGUAUUAAGCUUUGUAUCUUUAGAAAACCAGUCAUGUUUUUGAAUGGUCGUGCAUCAUUCCCUCAGUUUGCCUUGAGAUGGGAGAUAUAUGGAUUUCAAUGUUGGACUUCCUGCUUUCAAUGAUGUAAAAACCAUCAUUUUACAUCAUUGAAAGCAGGAAGUCCUAUUCAUGGGUUUCAUUGAAAUCCGUAUUUCUCCCAGGCAAACUGAGGGAAUGAUGCACGACCAUUCAAAAACAU